AUGGUGCCGCCCACCGGACUCGGCAGCAGCGCGGUACCCCUGCGAAUGCCCCCAGGCCUCCAGCCGACGCAGGCUGUCCCUCAGGGCGACGGGCAAGGCGCCGCGGUGGGCUCUCGGUUCGAGACCGCGGUUCGGGACUUCAUCGAUUCGGAAGUCAUGCUGAACUUCGACCACAUGUCCGUGGACGCCAUGGGGGACGGCGCCACCGCCUCAGGCAGCCCACCCUGGGUGGCCCUAUGCCGCGACUUGCGCCUCCUCGGGUACGACCUCAAUUUGGACGACGGCUGGGACCGCCUCGGCCUCUGCAAGGAAGGCCCGGCCCCCGACAAGGCGCUGGUGCUCCGCCGCGCCGGGCUCCUGGGCGACCUGCUGAAUUCCGUCGCGGAUGGGCCCUUGACGGAGCCAGAGCGUGCGAUGAAGCGCAGUUGGAUCUCUCGCGCGACCGAGGCCCACCAGCAGUGCCUCAGCGAGCUUCAAGAGGUCCUCAGGGUGCGGCAGCUGCAGAGGGUCGCCGAGGACAGGCUCCCACGCUGGGCGGAGGCUGAGCCAGUGGUCGUGGAGCACUCGGUGCACGAGGCGGGUAUCCCAUGCACCUGCCUCCUCAACCUCUCGCGGAUCCUCCGCGCUCGGCCCCAAACGGCCGACGCGCACGUCUCCCCAUCGCCAGAAGGAGCACGGGUCGCGUGCGGGCAGCUUCUGCAGGGGGGCGGCGCCUUUCUCCAGGCGAUGGCGACGAUGGCUGGCUGCGGCAUCAUGCUGUGGCGCCUGGGGAGAAGGAAGACCUCGGCCGCUUGUGCGGUGGCGUGGCUAAGGCCGCCAUGCAGGGAGUCCCUAUCAACUCACUCGUCGUCGUGCCGCUCGAUCCGCGCCCUGGCUGCCAUUCGCCUUGGCAGUUGGGGGGCACGUGGACACAUGACCUCCUCCAGACUCAGAGCAGGUGGGCCCCCUUCGUACAUACCAUAUCGUUCAGCCACGAGCCCAUGA
Prorocentrum cordatum is the source of this 984-nucleotide messenger RNA. The record is from the annotation of a GenBank genome assembly. Lineage: Eukaryota; Dinophyceae; Prorocentrales; Prorocentraceae.